AUGCCUUUCGACUUCAAGAUCAAGCAGUGCAUGGGCUAUGCCUUCGUGAAUCUGACUGGCGAGGAGCACGUGCAGCACCUGAUCGCCAAGUUUGACAAUCAGCGCCUCUGGCCCCGCUCCGCGUCCCUGAAGCUCUGCUGCGCAGGCCUCUCCCACACGCAGGGCCUGCAGGCCAACGUCGAGCGCUUCCGCAACAGCCCCGUCAUGGGCGACGAGGUCCCCGAGUCCUUCAAGCCUGCGCUCUUCGCCGGCGUGCGGCAGGUGCCCUUCCCGAAGCCGACCAGGCAGCUGCCUCCGGUCCAGUCGUGA
Messenger RNA from Prorocentrum cordatum, 309 nucleotides. The record is from the annotation of a GenBank genome assembly. NCBI's taxonomy places the organism in Eukaryota, Dinophyceae, Prorocentrales, Prorocentraceae.